AUGACUAGAGAUUUCUCGCGACGACUCAAAUUCGAGCGACAAUCGUCGUAUUUGCCGAUCCAAGGGAUCGGAACGUCGCGUUGCGUGUCGCAGCUCGUGCGUGCAGAUGUCGGUCCGCGUUCCGAUCAGAAUUCAGCGUACGAGUCGGAGAUGCAGUUCCACGUCCUGCCCAAGCUCAACAUCUCGUUGCCGACGUCGUACAUCGACCCGUCUACAAUUCAGCUGCCCGACUGGAUGUUCCUGGCUGAUCCGGAGUUCCACAAAACCGGUCCAGUGGACGUCAUUAUCGGUGCCGAGUUUUACAUGGACUUGCUGACGGACGAACGGGUGAAACCAGCUGCAGACGGUCCCACGCUGCACAACACGGUGUUCGGUUGGAUCAUUUCCGGCCGGCUUCCCGGCUGCGUUCCAGAAUCGACGUCUCUCGUAUCCGUCGCGGCAAUCGACGAGCUGCUGACCAGAUUUUGGGAACUGGAAACGUGCCGCACCAAGAGCACGCACUCGAUCGAAGAAUCCACGUGCGAGCAGCUGUUCGAGGAGACGACGGUUCGUGACGAAACUGGCAGAUUUGUUGUGACGCUGCCCAAGAAAAAGUAUGCUGUCCAGCGUCUCGGUGAGUCCAGAUCAACAGCCAUCAAACGCUUCCUGGGACUGGAGAAGCGGCUGUCAGCGAAUCCAGACCUGAAACAACAGUACAGUGAUUUUAUUCACGAGUACGAAGCCAUGGGACACAUGAAACGGGUUGCCGGCGACACGGCCGGGGGAGAGUUAGCGUAUUACCUACCACACCACUGCGUCUUGAGGCCGGACAGCACCACUACGAAGUUGCCAUCGUCGCUGACAUCGCCAAGAUGUACCGUAUGA
Molecule: messenger RNA, 864 nt
Organism: Culex pipiens pallens (northern house mosquito)
Lineage: Eukaryota; Metazoa; Arthropoda; Insecta; Diptera; Culicidae
Exons: 1
Coding region: 1-864 (287 amino acids)
Source: RefSeq, a predicted model, not a curated record